Penicillium hordei is the source of this 297-nucleotide messenger RNA. RefSeq names its product Oxidoreductase N-terminal. Lineage: Eukaryota; Fungi; Ascomycota; Eurotiomycetes; Eurotiales; Aspergillaceae. The transcript has a single exon. Bases 1 to 297 code for a protein of 98 amino acids. The record is from RefSeq and is a predicted model, not a curated record.
AUGGCAGCAAUAGUUAUGAGAGUGUGUACGGCAUUCGUCCCUCCGAAAGUCGAAAAGAACGCUGCGAUCCGGUUUGGCAUCCUGGGGGCGCGGCCCAGAUUGCGUGAGCAUUCAAAUGAUUGGACCUUGAAAAUCACGCUGACCUUUCAUCUUAGACCUCUUUCCUUUAUCACACCUGCCCUCUCAUAUCCCGAGGUUAUUGUGCAAGUAGUCGCUGCUAGAGAUCAUGCUCGUGCCUCGGCAUUCGCCAAAAAGCACAACAUCCCCGAUGUUCGCUCAUCCUAUAACGGUGCCUAA